This is a messenger RNA of Podarcis lilfordi (Lilford's wall lizard), 24903 nucleotides long. NCBI's taxonomy places the organism in Eukaryota, Metazoa, Chordata, Lepidosauria, Squamata, Lacertidae. The record is from the annotation of a GenBank genome assembly.
AUGCUUAGGCGAGCGGCCACGGAGGCGGAGCCAGCCGGAAAGCGACGAAUCGCUUUCCGAGCCCGGCCUGCCGCCGCUUCUCGAUUGGCCGGAAUCCAACAAUCGGGGCGGAGCAAAAGCCCGGCCGGCUGGCUUUCCGUCCCUCCCCUUUCCCCGAGGCAGGGGAAAGAGCAAGCGGCACAGGCGGCGGCCAUUUUGGUUGGUGGAGGUAAGAGGAGGAGGCGGAGGCGUUUGCCUGUAAAGGGUCAGAGGCAAAGGUGAGGAGAGCGAAGGGGCUGCCGCGUCGCUGGGCUCCAGUGGUGUGGGGCUGAGGGGGUGCUCUGAAGGGAUGGGAUGUUUAAAUAGGUGGGGUGCGGUCUUGCAAAAUAAAAGGGAUACAAGGGAGGAGGCGCUGUAGUAUGUGGUGCCGCAGGACCCGCAGUGUGUCGCUUUGCACCGCUGCCGUGGCCCCUCCAAAACGGGGUCUGGAUGCAGGAAUGGUUUGCCCCCGGCGUAUGUGAGAUGCAAUCAAUGCAACAGGGUGGUAGCCAACAGACACCUGAAAGGUGACUCUUCUAUGCAAAGCUCACUGUUUGCAACAUUUGCAACGUUUCUACGUGUAUCCGUGUCAGCUGAUAAUAACAGCUCUAGUGCACAUGGGGAAGACAGCUCCGGUGCACAAAAGCAAAGGCCUCAAUGAAAUCCUUUUAAAAACAAAAAAAGGAGUCAUUUCAUGUAUGUUUUUUAAUGAGGGACUCUCUGUUAGUUUUCAUGUAAAGAUGCAGAUGAAAUGGAGCCUAAUGAGAAGCGUUUAAUGUUGUGAACCGCCCCUGAGAUCUGUGGAUGUUGGGCUGCAGACCAAUCAAUCAAUAAUUAAAUAGCUAUUUGUUUAUUUGUUUGUUUUGCAUUUUAUUUAUUUUGCAUUUGUUUUGAUGGUUCUGGAGUGUGUUGCUUUCGUACAAACAAACAAACAAGAUAUCCGUCCCCGCUCACCCCGGAUCCCCAUUUGUUGUGUUUGUGUUGUGGAUCUCAGUGAGGAUUAGAUACUCUGCAGUCGUAGGAAUAUAUUGCGUUGUAUGGAGCAGCCAUGUUCUGUUAUGAUGUUGCUUUUAAAUCUGGUGCAGCUGCUGGCCCAGCAAAUGCUUGAAGAAAGGGAAAGAAACUGCAGAGGAAGAUGAGUGCAGAAGCUGCUGACCGGGAGGCCGUCACUUCAAGUCGACCUUGCACACCUCCCCAAACAUCCUGGUUUGAGUUUUUGCUAGAGGAGUCUCUGCUGGACAAACAUCUGAAAAAAGUUUCGCCUGGUUAGUAAUAUCAAAAAAUCUACAGAGAACAAGAGAGCUUGACUGUGUUGUUUCUGAUGGAAUGGUUAGGAUUCUCCUUAGUUCUAUGUAUAGGAAUUCUUUUGUUGUGAGCUAAAUUUGUUACUUGUCAUUUGAAUGUGGCUGUACAGUUAAGCUGCUUAAAUCCCAUUGAAAUCAGUGGCAUUCCUAAGGGAAUGCCACAUAUUAUGAAUGUGUGAAUGUUUAGCAAAAAAUGUAUAAAAGGUAUCAUAUUGAAUAGAAAUAGGGCAAACAUUUGCAAGCACACAUCAUAAACAUAGCCAUGAUUGGUUACAGUGUUCAUUUGGUGGUAGACCUGAGUUUGUGUCUGUGAUGUGUGAAAGGGCCAUAAAUGCAGGGUUGUAAUCUUCAUCAGUAUUAAAUAAUCAGACAAGUUUGUUUUCUCUAAAUAAAAAAUCAUCGCUGCCCGUUCAUCCUGGAAAGAAUGCUGUUUGCUUUGUAUUGGUUACCUCUUUUUCUCUAGUAUUUUCAUCCAGAACAAACUUUUCCAAACCUGUCUUUUCUGCCCAGUAGAUCCCUCACCUGUUCAGCUAAUCGUUCAGUUUUUGGAGCAGGCUUCCAAACCUUUGGUGAAUGAGCAGAAUCAGGUCCAGCCUCCACCUGAUAACAAGAGAAACCGCAUUUUGAAAUUGCUUGCUCUGAAAGUUGCAGCACAUUUAAAGUGGGAUUUGGAUGUACUGGAGAAAAGGUAUCAGUGGACUUCUUGGUUAAUGUUGUUAACAUAUAAUCAAUGGGGAACUUGCAGCUCUUGGGAAUUGUAGACCAGAAACAUCUUAUUAUCUCCCACCAUUAGCCAUACUGUCUGGGCUGAUGGGAGUUGUAGUCCCACAUCAUCUGGAGGGUCCCAGGGUUUAGACAGCAUUCAUUUUUUAAAAAAUUUUUUACAUAUUUUGUGCACGUUCUCUCUGGUUUUUAUUGUUUUUGUUGUCUUAGAGGAGCACAUGCCAAUACAAAUGUAUGCUUUAAAAAGUACCUACAAUGCUAUAUUAAUAAUUAUUAAUCAUGAUUCAGCAAGCCUGCUGAAAGUAAACAAGUCUGGUCAGGGCCUGCAUGGGAGAACACUUGGAAACCUGAUGUAUGCUACCUUAAGUUGUAUUGCUUUAAGGAAGCUUUGUAACGAAGUACCAUUCGGUAACUUCUGCAAUCCUUGGUCUUUUAUUCAGUUUAUCGGUUCCUGUAUUGAACAUGCUGCUGAACGAACUGCUGUGCAUUAGUAAGGUUCCUCCAGGAACUAAGCAUGUAGAUGUGGACCUUGCCAGUUUACCUCCAACCACAGCAAUGGCGAUACUACUCUACAAUAGAUGGUGAGAACGUCAUUGUUUGAGUGUCAUUGAUGUAAUUCAAAUAUGGAGACAAGUGUUAAGAUUAAAUUAAUCUUGAUUAUAUUGCUUAAACUAAACUGGUCUAAUUUGAUAGUCCUAUGACAAAAAUGUUGUAUGCACAUUGGUUUGCAGUUUUCUUUGAGAUUUAAACCAGCAGUUGUAAUAAAUCAUUAUUUUCAAUGUGUACGUAGACCCCUAACUAUAAUAUUAUUUUGUAACUUACAUAAAAGAUCAAGGAAAAUUAUAGGGAUAUACUGUCACGUUAUUGAAUCGGAGGAGAGGUUGACCACAAUCCCAUUUUAAAUGUGGUGUAGAGUCUUAGAUCUAUUUGUUGCCAUUUUUCUUGGGUGGGGCAUAUGCAGUCAUGGAUAAAGUUUCACAUAUUUUUCCUUGUAAAAUAGCUUUUUGAUACGUAGGAGCCAUGCAAGAAAAAAGUUGGCAACUUCAUGUGCAAUACUAUACAUGAUAUUUUUUAGAAUCGGAUAGGCUGUUGGUGCUUUUUGAUAACUUGUGACUAUCACACUUUGAGUGCUGUUUUAAUGUAGCACAAACUUUUGUUUGAAGCUGUAAUAAUGGAUAGAGCUGAUAAUAAUAAUAAUAAUAAUAAUAAUAAUAAUAAUAAUAAUAUUUUUUAUUUAUACCCCGCCCUCCCCGGCCAGAGCCGGGCUCAGGGCAGCUAACACUAGUAAAAUUACAGUAAAAACAUAAUGGGGGCAAAAAAACAAUUUAAAAAUCAGGUUGUUUCCAUGACUGAACUGUAUGCUUAUCACUUAACUUUCUUUUAAUAGGGCUAUUAGGACCAUAGUCAAAAGCAGUUUUCCUGUCAAACAAGUGAAACCUGGUCCACCUCAGUUAAAUGUGUAAGUUUGUGCAUCUGUUUCAGACCCUUACAAACAAUACAUUAAUCAACUUAACUCUAAUUUUAGCAAGGCAUAGCAGUGGUUUAACAUCGUAGAUCAUUACAAUAAAUAUUGUUCAGACGUUUAAUAUUAUUGUUGGUUACAUGGUCAAUUGAAACUUUACUGUAUUUUUUUUAAAAGGGUGUGUGUGCAUGCUGGUAAACUUUUUUUUUUUUAAAGAACUCUGCCACUGAAUUGAUUGUAGCUGAGAAUAGGUUCUGGUCCCAUUAGAGCAAAUUAUAUUCAGAAAAGUUUUGUAAAAUGCCUAAAAUUUAAAAACUGAAUCAAUUCUCUAUUACUGAAGUGUUGUUGGAGAAAUUUAAAAUGCCGUAAACAAAUUUUUUUUGUUUGUUUUCUUAAAUUCAGAAGAUGUAAGCUGUUUUGGAAAUCUAAAUAUAGGGGCAUCCAUUUAAUAUUGCUUUGAAUGGUACGCUCAUUGUUGCUUUUGCCUUUUUUAUUUAGAAUGAAUCAGGUUCAGCAAGAAAAGGAAGUAACAGAAAAUAUCCUGAAAGUAGUAAGUGCCUUUUUCUUUGCUAGAUGUGAAUGUGAAGGAAAAAAUGUGGAACUUUGGAUCAAUGUACUGAAUUUAAACCCUUCCUGGAUAAAUAUGGCCCUUCGUAACUUUCUUUUCUUUUCAAUAGUUUAUUUGCCAUAGCAUAUAUUCCAAACAUUCUCGUGCUCUUAAAAACCAUAGAAUAACACGUCAUGUUCUCCAAUCUCAUUAAAAGGAAGGAAUACAUUAAGAUGUGAGUGAAAAUUAAGAUGUGAGUGUAUUAACAGAGCAACUCCUCUUGCUUUAUUGGAGACACUGGCUGUAAAUUUUUGCCCAACCCAUGACUGUGUAAAUAAAUAACUGUCUGCUUUAUGAGUUCCUUGCAAGAAUACUUAUGUGUGGGUCCAUUUUGUAUAAAUAUGUUGCCAUUCUGGCCUGUUUUACCACAUUUCCCAGUCCCUUCACAUUUGAAGUAAUUAUGUUGGUGUCAGUACUCAUUCUGACAGGUGGCUAUUACCGUAUUUUUCGCUCUAUAAUACGCACCCGACCAUAACACGCACGUAGUUUUUAGAGGAGGAAAAUCCGUAGGCAUGCCACCCAUAGCCAUUGCCUCCAUAACAUGCACAGACAUUUCCCCUUACUUUCUAGGAGGAAAAAAGUGAGUGUUAUGGUGCAAAAAAUACGGUAAUUACCCCCCCAAUUAAGUUCUUCUAUAAAGUUAUUGUCAUUAUGGCAGAUAGCAGUGAGCGACUUCCGUCGCUGUGCAGGCGAUGUCGGCAAAGCAGGUUCUUGAACACUAGUUUCUAAGAUUUCCUGUGCUAAGGAUCUACAGUUCCUGAGUCCCUGAUCCACGCCGCUAUUAAGUGUCCCGUGUGGCGCUGUGGGUUAAACCACAGAGCCUAGGACUUGCUGAUCAGAAGGUUGGCGGUUCGAAUCCCCGCGAUGGGGUGAGCUCCCGUCGCUUGGUCCCUGCUCCUGCCAACCUAGCAGUUCGAAAGCACGUCAAAGUGCAAAUAGAUAAAUAGGUACCGCUCCAGCGGGAAGGUAAACGGCGUUUCCGUGCGUUGCUCUGGUUUGCCAGAAGCGGCUUAGUCAUGCUGGCCACAUGACCUGGGAGCUGUACGCUGGCUCCCUCGGCCAAUAAAGCGAGAUGAGCACUGCAACCCCAGAGUCGGUCACGACUGGACCUAAUGGUCAGGGGUCCCUUUACCUUUACCUAUACUGUCACACCUUGGGUUACAGACUCUUCAGGUUGUAUUUUUUUGGGUUACAGACCGCCGAAACCCGGAAGUACUGGAACAGAAGUACUAAAUCGUGCUUUGCACAUGCGCAGAAGUGCUGAAUCGCAACCUGCACAUGCGCAGACGCGCCACUGCAGGUUGUGAAGGCUGCGGGUUGCGAACGUGCAUCCUGCACCGAUCACGUUCGCAACCCGAGCAUCCACUGUACUAUACGCGGUUGCUGCAUCUUCUGUGCAGGCAGAUGUGCUGUUACGUCCGCUGCUAAGUCCUUCACCCAAGUUUUGGGUGAAUCAAUGCAGCAAAAUGCAGCAAAAUGAGGGACUCCAACAAGCCGUGAUGCUACUGCCUUAUGUGGUGAACCCAAUUCCUGAUCCUCAAGCUCCCUCAUUGAGAGCCAGGCUGAUGUUGUGACCAUACCUGCCUCACUGUAACGUUUUUUCCCCACCGAAUCUCAGAUUUUGCUUGCUGAAGGGGACUGGACUGUGCUUGUGUUUCGUAUUUUGAUGAAUAGUUCCUUGUGUGAGGUGGUAUUGAGGAUAAUGGGUUUUCGUGAAGACUCCUUGGAUUGAAAAUCGAUUGGGUAUGUUGUAGGAAUCUUGAACUCUGCAGAAAUCUUUAAAAGACUGGAUUUCAAAAGUUCAAGCCUUCUGAUAAUCCCUUGUUGCUCUUCCAUUGGGAGGUUUUUAAAAGAGCAUUUCAAAUUCUCCUCCCAGUUGCAGUUGUCUUUGGUUAAAUCUUCUGAUUCCAGGCACUUGAUCAGAUUCUUUGAGGGGGCGUUGCUUAGGCUAUUUUGAAUUCUCCUUAUUGGUGUCCUGUUGUUGUUGUGAUGGACAGCUGCUUUAGGGUUACCUAAUAAUGGCAAUAUAGUCAAAUUUUUUAAAAGCUUGUGUUGGAAAAACUCCCAUAUCAGUCAGCAUAGACUUGGCAUGUUGUAACAUUGUCAGGAUACUGGGACUCCUGAAAGAUAGUAAAACUUUCUGUGUUUGUUUGGGGCAGAUCAGAGACUCUUUUAGCUGAUAGAAAUGUGGACCAAGGUAGGAAUCUGCCUUUAUGGGUGCAUAUUGUAAGGUUGACUUGGUUUGCUUGCAGCACUAAAUGUUGCUGCUCUUUCAUUUCACUGCCAGACUUCUGGCUUGAGUUCUCUCAAGGUUUGGAACUCUCUUUUUUGUCUGUUUGUUUAUCUCCUUAGCUCGUGGGGCGUUAGAGGAGGUACCUUUGAAACCCUGUGACAACUCGAGUAGAUCUCCCUACCGAGUGUCCCCUUGACCUUACUGAUCAAAAUAUUCAUUUUGGAAUGUAGUAAGUUCAGUGUUUGACAAAUCAAUUGUUUUAGCUGUCAUUAGAAUCAGCUCAGCUGGGUUCUCCUGAGUAGCACUCGGGUUCGUCUCAGCCUUCUGGGGUUCUGAAUUUGCCUUAUUAUGAUUGCUGUUGGGCUCCCCGAUAGUGCUGAUAGGAUCUUCAUAUGAAUCUCCAUGUACUUCAGGUAGCACUGCAAAGCGAUUGUGAAAGGGAACUUGUGCAGACGUAGCAAGACAUGUUGAGGGGGGGAAAUUCCAAUCUUAGACUGUUUAGCUGUGGGGGGGGGGUGAGUAGUCCUCAAUUUCUCUAAAAUGUUUUUUUGGCCCCCUGAUCAUCCUUCCCACCAGUUAGUGUGCCAGACUGGUCAGAGGGCAAUUAAAAAUUACAGAGCAGCCGGCUUAAUUAAGCAUAGGUUUACUCUAGAAACACUGUUGUUGUUUUUGAGUGAGUUGAACCUCCCGCAACCUCUUAUCAGCAUUAAUAGUUGAAGCUGCUUGGGCGGCUGGGGCAUGUUUUGACUACUGCCAGCUUUAUCUUCCAAGAAUACUGAAUAAUUUCCUUUCAGGAACCCUACAUUUCAGAUAGCUGGGAAACAGGUGGCACUGUGGUCUAAACCACCGAGCCUUGGGCUUGCCGAUCAAAAGGUUGGCGAUUCGAAUCCCUGUGACGGGGUGAGCUCCUGUUGCUUGGUCCCAGCUCCUGCCAACCUAGCAGUUUGAAAGCACGUCAAAGUGCAAGUAGAUUAAUAGGUACUGCUCCGGCGGGAAGGCAAACGGCGUUUCUGUGUGCUGCUCUGGUUUCGCCAGAAGCGGCUUAGCCAUGACCUGGAAAAACUCUGUGGAGCAGACAAACGUCGGCUCCCUCAGCCUGUAAAGUGAAAUGAGCGCCGCAACCCCAGAGCCGUUCGCGACUGGACUUAGCUGUCAGGGGUCCCUUUACCUUUACACUUCAGACAACUGUAAGUCUGUGUAUAGGCUGAAUGUAAACUCCCCCCUCUGAAUUAUCUUGCAGCUACUGUCCUCAGUUCAAUUAAUUAGCUUAUGUAGGUAACAAUUUAAGAUUUUAAGGAGGUUUUCUCACCGCUGCUGUAUCGUAGUCGUCAUCUUUCUUGUAACUUUCCUUUGACCCUGUUUGUGCCCUCUUAUUUGUGGUCUAAUUCCGGGUCCAUGUUAUAAGAAAGAGUUUGUUCAAGGAGGUCGGGGUGGAGAACCUCUGACCCACGGGCCUAAUUUGGUCUGCCAGGUCAUUUUGGCUAAGUCAUUCCCACCUGCUCCUACACCUUGUGUCAUAUACGAUGUAAGGUAUGGGAUAGAUAAAAACCUGUCUCAGGGAUUAGCUGAUUGGCAGUGUCUGUAAAACCCUAUGCAAAGCGCUGUGUGAAAUAGUGCUUUAAAGGGGGCUACUGGAGACAACUUUGGGCUAAAAGAUCACCUGGUGUCAUUUGUGAGGUCAGUUGACGGACCCGUCACACUCUACCUGGAAGGGGGUGGGACACAUAAUGAUCUGGUCUGCCGGACAGAUGCAGCUCCCCAACCCGAAGGAAAUGUUCUCACGUAUGUGUAUUGUGGUGCAAGGAACUAGGCCACAAAAGCACUGGAAGAAAGAGCCAGGCUCUUUUCACAAGUUACUGGUCUUAUUCCCUCAUUCAUUCAUAUUUUUAUUUAUUUAUUUCUUAAAUUUAUUUGCCACCCUUCAUCACAAGAUGUCAGGGCUGUUCACAGAAUAAAAUACAAGAUAAAAACACAAGUAAAUGAUUGAAACAAAAGCAACAAUAAUCUUCUCUUCUCACAGGCACAUUUAAAGUUGGUGUAUAAUUUUAAUCAGCCAAAGGCCUGGUUGAAGAUUGUGAUUGAAUUCAGUAGGACUUGCUUCUGAGUGAGCAUGUUUAGGACUGUGAUGUUACUUCUGAAGUGUGCAAGAUAAUCUGAACCGGAAGCCAAUUAAAGGGUUAUUGUUUGGGGUUAAGUAAGUUAGUAAGAUCCUAUGCUGCUUACGGAGUAAAGGAGAACUUUCUGCUAAAUAUUCUAAAUAUAAUGAACACAUUGAAUAAAUAAGUGGCAAUAAUAACUGGAUACAUGCAUUUCUUUGGGUCGUUACAGCUAAAAGAACAGGCUGCUGAUUCCAUUCUGGUCUUAGAAGGAGCACUCAAAUUAAAUAAAGAUCUUUAUAUUCACACAAUACGGACUCUAGAUUUGCUAGCCAUGGACCCUGGUGCGGUUAAUGGAGAAACAGAGACUUCCACAGCGGGAUUCAACAUCAGUGCUGAGGAACUGCAGUGUCAGGUAUGCCAGACAUUUUGCCUGAAAGCAUAGCUGCUGAAAUGGUGGUGCUUAUGAUGCAAUUCAUGAUGCCUCAAAGCACCACUAUUAUUCUAUAUUCAAGCUUCCUUGAUUUACCUGUGGCUUCUAAGCUUAUUUCAUAUUUAAUUAUUUCAUAAAAUGCAUAUAUCACUUGAAUGUGUAUUUUAAAAAAAAACAAAACUCAAAGUGGUUUACAAAAAGUAAGCUUCAAGUAUGGAGUCUUACAAUUAUCUCUAGGCCUCUGUUCCUUUCCCAAUUAUUACUAAGUUCAAUUUGGAUAUUUUCCAAUUGUUGGAAACGCAAGGAAAACCCAUAUUCAAGCAAAUAUGUACCACAGAGUCUUCGACACUCUGAGCAUAGUCAAUCUUUUCCUUCAAGCUUUUCUCAAAGAUUGUGGCAGACACAGAGAUUUUAUAUAUCUACCAUAGUUUUGUUUGUUUAGAUAAUUUAUAUCCUGCACUUUCAACAUAGAUUUAUGUUCCCACAGCGUAAGAAACAAAAAAUAUAAUUUUGAAAGAAAUGCUGCUUGUUUGUGUUUCAGGUCUGCUAUGAUUUAGGUGCCAUCUAUUUUCAGCAAGGUUCCACAGAUUCUGCUCUUUAUGGAAACGCCAGAGAGAAAUUUUUUAGAACCAAGGAACUGAUUUCAAAGGUAAGUCAUUCAACAAUAGACAGCUCAUUUCAGUUUUUGCAUGUGUAACCAAAUAUUUCACAUUCAUGCAAUGCGAUCUAGUGCUCACUUUAACUAGAUAUAUCCUGUGAGCAAUUUGGGUUUACCUAUUUGGGUUUCCUGAUCCUUUGUCUUAAGUACAAGAAAACUGAGUUUUCCAUUGGAACAUGUAAUGCAUAAUGUUUAUACAUUUAGGAAAUGAUUUCAUCAUAUAUAGCCUUUGAAGUCAUUUAUCUUAAAUAAUGAAUUAUUUUAAAGUUACUGAUACAAAUUGGAUAUUUCUUACAGAUUGGCUCUUCGCUUCAUUGCAUCAUAGAUGAAAAAAGGUUAGCUGGUUACUGCCAAGCUUGUGGAGUUCUUGCGCCUUCUGACAAUACUUCACAGCCAUCAACUCCUUACAGUCAAAUCCACAGCUGUUUAAGAUCUGGCAGUUAUCAGGUAAAGGAUUUGCAAAGCUUGAAUUGCACAUCAUGUGAUCCUUAUAUUAGUCUGCUUGUUUAUUCCUCAAGCAAGGUAAAAAGGUAAACGGUAAAUGACCCCUAGGUGGUUAAGUCCAGUCAAAGGCGACUACGGGGUGCGGCGCUCAUCUUACUUUUCAGGUUGAGGGAGCUGGUGUUUGUCACAGACAGCUUUCCAGGUCAUGUGGCCAGCAUGACUAAACCACUUGUGGUGCAACUGAACACCGUGACAGAAGCCAGAACGCAUGGAAACGCCUUUUACCUUCCCACCGCAGCAGUACCUAUUUAUCUACUUGCACUGGCAUGCUUUCAAACUGCUAAGUUGGCAGAACUGGGACAGAGCAGAGUGGUUUAGACCAGAGUGCCCCCCGCGUCCCUAUUCCUCAAGUAUAUUAUUAGUAGUAAGCAGAAUAUUAUUAAGUAGUCUGCUGUAUAUAGGAAUUGUUAUUCUCCUGAGAAUAAAAACCAGAUAGAACCAAAGCUGUCUCUUUUAAUUUUGUAUUGUAAUCAAUUGGUUACAUAAAUAACAAAAAAAGUUCAUUAUACUUUUAAAACCUUUUCAUAUUCUGAUUUUCGCAGCACGCUUUAUAUAUUGACAUGUUUUUAAGUUCAAAACAAUGAAAAAUAACAUUUCACAUCUGUAUAAGUUAAUUUAAUAUCUGUAUAAGUUGAGUUGUUGUUGCAGUAUCCAGUAAACUCGUUCCAGCUAACUUUGAAACUAUUCCGUCUUGGUGUUGGGCCAAAUGCCAUAUAUUGUCAAACUGAUUCAUCUUCUCUCUGCAUGUACUUCAGGAACUAGUGAAGAUUUUCCUUGAAGAUAACCGAACACCCAGUUUACCCGUUCAGUUCAGGCAAUCAGUUCUCAGGGAACUCUCCCAGAAAGCUCAACAAGGGUGAGAAAUAACUUGAAUGAAUCAUUCCGAUGCACGCUUUGCUUAACAGUUAAGGCCAGGCAGAAGGUAUAGAUUUCCGAGCAGUUGGCUCGGACCAGUUCCAAGCCAAUUGGUACUUUCAGCUCAUGGUUGACAACUUAAAACUCUGAGGUAAUUUGGCCUGAUUUGCUUGUAGUUCACAUUAUUUUUAAAAUGUUGAACUACUUGCUUUUCAUUAUUAGAACAGCAUUUCAAGCAGGAAUUGAAUAAUCCUAGGUGUCUGGUCCCUACUAUUCCCUUAGUGUGAAAAGAAUUGAAAUGUUUCAUUGGUUCAGUGCAGGGCUAACUUGUAAGCAUUCAAAGAGAACAGCAACUACCAGACUUUUAGAAGACAUCUGAAGGCAGCCCUUUUUAGGGAAGCUUUUAAUGUUUGAUGUAUCACAGUAUUUUAAUAUUCUUUUGGAAGCUGCCCAGAGUGGCUGGGGAAACCCAGCCAGAUGGGCUGGGUAUAAAUAAUAAAUUAUUAUUAUUAUUAUUACUAUUAUUAUUAUUAUUAUAUUCAAAAUGCAUUUGACGAACCCCCCCCCAACUAGGUUCGAAGCAUACGCUUUCUGUGUUUAUUUCUUCCAAAAAAAGAGUUAAGAAGCUGUAUUUUAUGUUGCCUCAUUGAGGAACAUCUCUGGGUUAUUUGUGGGGCAUAGGAAUUCGUUCAUCCCCCCCCCCCCAAAAAAAAUAUACUCCGGUCCACCACAUAGUUUGAGGGACGGUGGACCGGCCCACGGCUGAAAAGGGUUGCUGACCCCUGGUGUAUAUCUAUCCACAGUCCUGAUGCCAUAUUCAUAAUCUCUGUCUUCUAUCCUGAUGAUAAAUGUGCUUUGAGGUUUUUUACCAUACAAGUGCAUAAAUUUUAUGAAAUCAAUCAAACAAACAAACAAACAAACAAGAGAAUGGCUGGAAUGUGAAGGAUGAAUUGUUUGCCCCAUAUCUUACUGUCCAUCAAUACCUUUCUCAAACUUGCUUCUGCAGUAGCCCCUUCUGGGCAGUCAAGCUGCAUUCUGGAGUGUAAGAACUGUCCCUUGUGUCCUUUUAUGUGCUUUUCUUCUAACAGCAUGUGAACUUUCCGUAUUUUUCUAGGAAUGAUGUCUUGGAAGAAAUAUGUUUCAAGGUGUGUGUGUGCAACAGUGUUUGUGAUGUAAUGCAAGGCCGACCAGUUGGUGUCCACUUUAACCAGCUGUUUCUUAGACCCACCAAAGAAAAAAUAGACUUUCUCCUAGAGGUAUGGAAUUGUCCUCAGUUUUAGGCAUAUCUGCUUAAACUGUUUUCUAAGUUGCUUUUUAAAGCUACUGAAUACAGCUUUUUGGUCCUAAUGCACUUUUUAAGUGCUAUGCUUUUCAGUGUUGCAUCUGAACUAAUGGGUACUACUUACUUUUAAAAUAUGUGUUACUUAGUUUUGUGGCUAUGAAAUCAUUAGCCGUUCAGUUAUGGUAUUGGGUAGCAGAUUGGUUGACUAGAUACAUCUCCUUACCAUUUAAUUAUUGGUUAGAGUUAUCAGACAAUUGAGUGUAUACACUUAACUGCUUCAGAAGGUACACAACCAGCAUGUGGAAGCCACAAUACACAGUAUGUUUUCAGAUUGCCCUCACCCAAAUGAACUAAUGUUAUGAAUGUGAAAAGGUUAUCUGCUGGCUAGCUUUAAGUCUGCCUUGACAAAUACUUCAGGUAAAUAUCUGCUCUUUCAUGGGAUUGAUUCAGACAUUCAGUAGCAUGCAGGGCUGCAUUUGUGUAGAGGUGUUGUACUUAUGAACCACUAAAUCCAUCUGGGAUCUUAUAACAUUUCAUAUCGCUGUUGUUAGAAUGUUUUUUUUCUCAGUGGCUAGCAUGCUAUCUUUAUUACUCCUCUUUUGCAUACUCUUUUGAGGGAGCUUAUGAAAAUGUCUAUUUUCUGAAGGAGUAUACGCAAUAUGAAAAAACAAUUAAAUGUGUGUGCUUUUGUUUUUGUUUUAAGCUUACUUAAUUUUUCACUAAAGCUCAAUUCAGUAUUUCAACUUUGCAGGUAUGUUCAAAAUCAAUACAAGUAGAAAGUGCUUCAGAAUCCUCAAAAAGGAAAAUGGCCUAUUUUCUGAAGUAAGUAUGCAAUAUUAGAUUACUUGCAGUCCUCCUUAAAAAGUUGAUUAGUAUCUUUCAUUCAGGGAAGUAGUUAAGUGCUAAGUAUAUCAGGUCCUAAGAUAUCAUUGGUACCAAGGAAGAAACAACAUAAUAGUGUUUGUCUGUAAGCUAAAUAGGCCUCAGACGUUUUCUCAGCUUCAACAAAUUCCCACAUGUGCCACUUCUAAAAGGUGGGGUGAUAACUGCUGGUGUAAUUCGUGGUCAAACCUAAGCUAAAUAACUCUUAUGUAGAAUGCUUUUUGUUCAUUGCCAUGAUCCACUCUAGGUAGGUGAUUCAAAAGGCAGUUGUAAUUAAGACCUGCUGAUUUCCUUAGCCGUUGCUACACAAGAUACCAGUGUCUCAACAACUACCUUUCUCAUGUGGUCAGUUGGACACCUGGCAUGAUUCACUGUAAACGCAGUGAUUAGUGAAUAGCCCCUUGUUUAAAAACAUCUUUGAAUGUAUAUUCCAAAUGUCAUGCCACUACAAACUACACAAAGUGCUGCAAUUUCUGUUUCUGCUAAUCUUUGCUUAAUGAUACCUUUGAUUGUUUUUUACAGAAAUCUCUGUUUGGGUUUGGAAGACCUUCAACUUGUCUUCAUGAUUUCCUCCCAUGAGCUCUUCAUAGCGUUGCUGAAAGAUGAUGAACGAAAGCUGCUUAUUGAUCAAAUGAGGAAAAGGUCACCUCGAGUCAACUUAGGCACUAAGCCUAUAACUUCAUUUUAUGAUAUUCCAGGUUAUUUCCCCCCCCCCCUUAAAAUAUUCCUUGAUAGCUUUUUUUCUGAAGACAAAUGACAGUCCUGCAGUAAGUUAAGCCCUGAGCGAAGAAGUAAUCGGCUUAUGCAACAAGUUGCUAUAGUAUGUGUUUUGGCAGUUAUUGUAAAUUCCUGUUAGCCAUCAUAGAUUGCUAACAUUGCAACCUGCAUAUUCAGAAGCCAUGCACUUCUGACUACCAGGUGCUAGGGGUUCCAGCUCAAUAUGGGAUAUCUACAGGCCUGCAGUUCACUACUCAAUCUGCAAUAGUUAUCUCCCUGGCAAGCAUCUGAGUGAAAAAUCUAAACUGCACACCUGUAGCCAGUAGAGUACUGUUGCUUGCUGCGCUCUGGCUUGAAAGAGUUGAGAUAAUGGGACUAGCCGGUGCUAGGUUGUGAAGAUGGUGCUAUUGUCUUUUGCUUUAAGGGCUACUGGCCCUUCAGGGCAGAAAUGAGAGUGGUAGAACCAAGCAUACAAUCUCUCAAGGUGCUCCUAGGAGCAGGAAAGAGAUCUUUCUGCUUGCCUUCCCAGCUUAAUUCAGGGAGGCACAGAAUUGGACUUACAUGGCUUUCUGAGCUGCAGCUAGGAUGACCCAGAUUUACUUGGGAGUUGAGUUGGAGAGCUUAGAGCAGGAAAGAGGCAUCAUCUUGGGCAUUAUGUGAAACAGUGGGAUAUUGCUGUCAUGCCGUAUUUCUGAGACUGAGAUUCUCUUAGAGAUUAUUUAUCGAUCCCAAGAGUCUAUUCGUUUAUUGUUGUAACCCAAUGCAGAAUUUUCAUUUUCCCUGUCUUGAAAAGGAUGACCAAACACAGUGUGGAUGUGUGGGUGGUAGGUACAGAAGUGUAACGUUUUUAGGGAAUCCAAAAUUAAUGUGUCCUGAGGGCUAUGACUACAAAGAGUCUUGAUGCCCCCUGAAGGUUCCUGUGUAUGUCUGUGUCUACGUAUGGCAAUGACAUUAGCACUGUACAUUCAAACAUUUAUAUGAUGGAUAGCAUUAAUUAAAGUGAUUUCAUUUUGGUGUAAAAUAAAAGCAUCUUUAGUUGAGCCAUCUUUUCUUAAAAAUGUCAAUCUUUUGUCUGUUGCCUCCAGUUAGUUAUAGCUUGGUUCAAGGAAAACUCAAUAUGAUAAAUUGCUCAUUGACCUCCGUGAUACUUUCUCUUCCAGCCUCAGCAAGUGUGAAUAUUGGUCAGCUUGAACAUCAGCUUAUAUUAUCAGCUGAUCCCUGGAGGAUCCGCCAAAUUUUAAUUGAAUUGCAUGGCAUGACAUCAGAACGCCAGUUCUGGACAGUUUCUAACAAGGUACUUUUAAUUUUUUGACUACCGUAUUUUUCCGUUUAUAAGACACCCCCAUGUAUAAGAUGGCCCCUAUUUUUGGGGACUAAAUUUAAAGAAAAUGAGGGGAGAUGGCCCAAAGUUGUUGAGCUUUUUUUAGGGGGAAUUGCAUGAGCACAAUCACCCCAGUAGGGCUGUUGCUAGGGGUUGGCAAAGUGGGCAGCCGCUCCCCAGACACCACUGCAGCCAGAGUAAGCUCCUUAGAGCACACGCUUCCCACAGCAGCAUGGGGGAGGGAAUUGCGCACCCACCCCAGUUUUUUGAGAUGAUUCUUGAGUCAAAAAACCUCGUCUAAGACAUGGAAAAAUAAGGAAAAUUAUUUAAAUGUGAGCUAUAUUACAGUUAUUGAUUUCUGUGUUGUUGCUUUUUCUUAGUGGGAAGUGCCAAAUGUUUACGGCAAUGUAAUCCUAGGGAUCAAAGAUAAUUUGACCAGGGAUUUGGUCUACAUCCUUAUGGCAAAGGGGCUACACUGCAGUACAGUCAAGGUGAGGUAAUCAUUAUCUUGCUAAUAAGAAUCUUGCCAAUUACCAUUAUGGAAUGCUACUAAUAACUAUUACUAGGACUGAGUAUUAUGUUGUUGGAGAUUAAGCAUGUGGGGUUUUUUUAAAAAAGAUGGUGCCACUUUCCUAUUCGUCAUGGUUGUUCCCUUCACUGCGAUUUCCAGUGUCUUGGUCUUAGGGCCCAAAUGGCAUAUUUGAGUUGCUCAUAAAGCCACCAGCGUUAUGAGAGGGAAGUGUGGCUGACUGUUGUAAUUUUAGGCUGUGCGCCUAAUUUGCUCCAUGUUCCUUUUGCCUGAAGACUACUGGCCUUUCAAGUGGGGUGGGAUAGGUUUGUGGAUGGGUUUCCCACUGUAUAUCAGCAAUAGGUGCUCUGGAAUUGUUCUGCCUUUUCUGGGCAGAUCUGUUCUCACAACUGAGAAAGAGGCGUAGCUGGCUCCAUAGCCUGCAUUGCUGCGCAGAGCAAGGCAAUUAUGAGCAUGAAAACAUUGUGCUCCAUGCAAUAUUUAGAUAUUUAAAAACCUACUACUUUGACUUUCCUUAUUUUCUAUGGGUUGAUUUCAGUUUCUGUGGUUCAAAGUAAUAAUUUCAAAAGCCUACUAGCCCUUUAAGACAGGAUGGAGAUAGUCAUGUGAUAGACAGUCAUGAUGCAGCACAGUGAUCUUCAUAGGCUAUGGGGGCAUGGACACCAUUGAUUUUUAUCCCAGCCUUCUUAGCAGCAACCAAAAUCAUGAGUGUGGAAUUUAAUUAUUCCCUUUGCCUCCACCAAAACAAACCACCACUUUAGCAAGCGUAUUGCAUUAUGUGCUUCUGUAGGCUAAAUGUUUUAUUACAGGACUCUGGACUUUUUGUUGUAGUACAGUGGUACCUCAGGUUACAUACGCUUCAGGUUAUAUACGCUUCAGGUUACACACUCCGCUAACCCAGAAAUAGUGCUUCAGGUUAAGAACUUUGCUUCAGGAUAAGAACAGAAAUUGGGCUCCGGCGGCGGCAGGAGGACCCAUUAGCUAAAGUGGUGCUUCAGGUUAAGAACAGUUUCAGGUUAAGAACGGACCUCCGGAACGAAUUAAGUACUUAACCAGAGGUACCACUGUACAUGAAUGUAGCUACUGUCAUCGUCCCCCCCAAAAAACCCCACUCUACGUGCAACUAGAAGAGAAAUAGGCAAACUCCUCACACUGUUGUUUUUUUUAAUUGUUAUUAUUACAGGAUUUUGUCCAUGCAAAACAGCUUUUUGCCGCUUGCCUUGAACUUGUGACAGAGUUUUCUCCAAAGCUACGCCAAGUCAUGCUGAACGAGGUGCUACUUUUGGACAUUUAUUCCCAUGAAGCAGGAGCAGGGCUUUUGGGAGAAACACCCCCCUCUAACCUGAUCAGCAGAGUUCGAGGUUACUUAGAAAUGAGGGUUCCUGGUAAGAAUGCUUGGCUAAUUAUGUGAGAAAACUUCUUCAGAAGCUUAGGAUCAGAGGAGGGGAAAUACUCCACAACUGAUAGAUAUUAGCUUGUAAUCCGAGUGAAUGAUUUUAUUUGUAUUCUCCAAUCCUGGUGCUUGGGGGAAGGAUGUCAGCAGGAUGCUGAAGUAACAUUGAUGCACUUCAAUCUUUAUUGCUGUCAAUUUUAAUUAUAUUUAAAUGUUUUAACAGAUUUUAGCUUCUUAAUGAUAAUUUUAAUGUUUCUUGUAAACAAACGGCUUAGAGGUUUGACUGCAAUAACGCGGUAUAUAAAUUUUCUCAAACAAAUAAACAUGAUAUGCUUGUAAACAUGUAAGACGUUAAAAGUAUCUAAUCAGUUGCUCUUUAAAAAUAUUGUUUUAGAUAUUCCACUUCGACAAGUUGUAGCAGAGGAAUGCGUUGCCUUUUUGUUGAAUUGGAGGGAGAAUGAGUACUUAACGAUGCAAGUUCCUCUCCCACUGGUUCAGACCAAUCCUUAUGUGAAGGUAAGGCAUGCUUUGGAACUGACUACCAAUACAUUUGUAUAAAUCCUAAACUGUCUCCAGACUUACCUGUUAUUCUGUUCAAAUGCACCCAAAUUAAUGGAACUUUAUUUUUCAACAACAUUUGCUUGAACUCAUCUGUCUAGAUAUAGAUAUAGAUUGCAUAUAGAUAUAGAUAUAGCUACACCCAUACAUAUACAUAUACACAUACCAUAUUUUUCACUCCAUAAGACACACUUUUUCCCUCCUAAAAAGUAAGGGGAAAUGUGUGUGCGACUUAUGGAGCGAAUGCAGACGGGAGGCUCUGCUCAGUGCUCCCUUUAAAGAGCCGCGUGGAGUGUGUGUGCGGCUCUUGGGGGCUUUUCUGCGAGGUGGGAGAAGGGACUGACGGGCUGCCCUCUGUCCCUUCCCACACCUCCUGGGAAAGCCAGCAAGAGCCGCUGCCGGGCUCUGCUCAGCGCUCCCUUGUAAGGGCUCCCUUUCAUCCCUCAUCCUGCUUUGCUGGGAAGCCAGCAGAACAAGAGGCACUGCACAGCUAUCGCUCUUGCUCUACUGGGUUCAGUGAGAGUUGUGCAGCUUGCUCUGCUGGCUUCUCAGUGAAGCGGGAGGAGGGAUGGAAGGGUUUAAAGCAAGAAAAGCGAGAGCCGCUUACAUGCUCUGUGCAGAAUAUUUUAUUUCUUGCUUUCCUCCUCUAAAAACUAGUUGCGUCAGCGAAAAACACGGUACACACAGUGCUUUUUUUCUAAAAUAAUGUUUAGGGGUACUCUCAUUUUGACUCAAGAAAAUCACCAUUUGAUAGUUCAAAUUGGGAAACAUAAAAACAGUAAAUGGACAAAAGUACAAAGAUUCACAAAAUGUGGUAUGUGCUAAACUUGUUGAAAUUCUAAAUUUCAAAAGCACGUGUUAUAUGAGGUGUAAGAGUUUGUCUGCUGCCAGGAAAGAGUAAAACAUUCUGGACAUGCACAAGCAACUUUGGGUUUCCCCGAAGUAGGUCUCUGGGUUGUGUAGCUGAGGAUUUCUUUGCCAGAUUUGAUUUCCUAGCUGUAACCAGGCAUAGAUUGCUGGAAAAAGAAACAGCGUGCCUUGAGAGCUUUCAAAGGCUGACUGUUCCUUCUUGGUGGUGUGUUUUGCUUAGCUUGGACAGCUUUUGGCUGCCACAUGUAAAGAUCUUCCUGGACCCAAAGAAAGUAGACGGGCAGCGAAAGACCUUUGGGAGGUGGUUGUACAGAUCUGCAGUGUAACCAACCAACACAAACGAGGGAAUGAUGGCAGAGUGAGCUUAAUAAAGCAGAGAGAUUCAACGUUGGGCAUAAUGUACAGGCAAGUUGCUAUAGUUUUUUUAAAAAUACAACUCAAAGCCAAAAUAGGUGUCUUCUGAACAUGGGUGUACCUGUAGCCAACAUUAGGAAGAGCUACAACAUUGCUCCACCCCUAAAUUGAUUCUAAUUAAAUUAAUUAUUGCAUAGAUUAAUUGAAUAUAUGGGUGGGGAGGGGAAAGAGUAAACUGACCUGCUUAUUUGAGCCCCUUAGAGUUUAUAGCACCCUGUUCUGGGGUUGAAGAUACACUUUUGCAUUUUGGUUCAGGUCUGAUGGUUGAUUGUACAUUGUAGUUCCUGUUGUAUUAAAAUUUGCUUUUAAAACCUUUUACAAAUAAAUUGAGUAAAUAUAAAUAAUGAAUUACUUUAAAUAAUUGAUAACAGUAACCACAUGUCUUCUAUUAUUUAGGAGUGAGCUGCUCUCUUUUAUCAAAAAGUUGCGGGUGAGUUUGGAGCUAAAGUUUUUGCAAUGGACUAACCCAGUAAAAAAAACACUGUUGCAGGAAAAUACUUUGCGGGCGGAUAUUAUCUUUUUCUUGAGAAAUGUGUUACUUCCUCAUCCUUCGUUCAAAGGGAGUUGUAACAGGAGAUGCAUUCCCCUUUGUCAAGACAAGUUUGCCAAAUUCCAGAUAGAUGCUAGAAUAAAUGUAAUAAACUGAAGCAAAUCAAUCAAACUCCAGAGAGAUGGGUGACUACUUCUGUGUGCUCAGUGGACAGUCCCCUUUUUCAAAUUGACUCUGCCUCUAUUGUUUAGGUUGCUUGUUUUAUCAUUGAUUUAACAAAGAGGCUGCAUUUGACUCCACAAACUGAGAAAUACAUAGAAUGAAAAUUAUAGAAUCACAGAAUUGUAGAAUUGGAAGGGAUUCUGAGAAUCAUCUAGCACAGCCCCCUCCAAUGCAGGAAUAUGCAGCUGUACCAUCUGGGGAUCAAACCUGCAACAUUUGCAUUACCAGCACCAUGUUCUGAGCUAUCCAGGCUUAGCUAUAUAUUGUAUAUUACCAAUAAUAUACACCAGACUUUCUAGAAACAACAGUGCAGUGGUAGGAAACAAGCUCCCUGUUCUGGAUAGAAGGAAUACUACUAGCCCAUCCCUAAACAUGCAGCUGGCCAUAUAAAAUUUUGCCUACAGAUAAAUAGCUUGGGUAACUUACCUAAGAAUUGCUACUUAGUGUUUUAGUGUUGUUAGCCGCCCUGAGCCCGGCUUCGGCUGGGGAGGGCGGGAUAUAAAUAAAAUUUAUUAUUUAUUAUUAUUAUUAUUAUUACUUAAAUAUAUUUUCGCAAGUAAUUGCAAGAACGCCUGUUCUGUACAGUGCCAUAUUUUUAAAUGUUGGUGAGAUUUGGAAAGGCAGUCGUUUUAAUCAAGUGUGCAUCGUAGGCCAUGCAGCUUUUUUUAUUAUUUAGACUUGAGAAAUGCAAAGAAUGACACGCAUCUCUUGCAAAAUGGCCUUAACCUGUGUGUGAAGUUGUAUAAUUUUCUACGACAUGUAAUAUCCUUAUCAGUAAUCUAAGAGGCUAUGUAUAUAGAUUUCAUUUCAAAGUUGUAUAAGCAUUUUGAAAGUUUGCAAAGAAAAACUGGAUUUCCCUGACACUGAAAAGAAGCAUUGUAUCAUGUACUUUUGUUUUUCCGCUAUAGGAGCCUCUAGUUUUGACAACAAUAUUAUCUUUGUUUGUCAAGCUUCAUAAUGUUCGGGUAAGUGCAGUACUCUUCUUAUCAUAAAUAUUUGACUUUGAUGUCUGCCUCUCGGACUCAUUUCCCAUAUCAUAUUCUUUCCUCUUCUAGGAAGACAUUGUGAAUGAUAUUACCGCAGAACAUAUUUCUAUUUGGCCAUCAUCCAUUCCUAAGUAAGAAAAUUGUUUUUGUUCCAAUUAUAAUUGCGAAAUGUGCUUUUCUGGGGAUCUGCAGAUUGCUUCUUGGUCCUGAGUGUCUUGUUUCAAGGGUUGUCUAUGUGUUACCGUAUUUUUUGCUCCUUGAGAUGCACUUUUUUCCUCCUAAAAAGUAAGGGAAAUGUCUGUGCGUCUUGUGGAGCGAAUGUGUGGUCGAUCGCUGGCUCCCUUUCUGGCCCCGCCCCCUUGCCCAGGCCUCCAUUGUUGAAUGUUCUGCUGACUGGCUGAUUAGAUUAUUUGUCAGGAAACUGCAGAAACGGCUCCCUUUCCUUUCCUAAAGAAGCUGCAGAACUGUGAGUUGAACCCCAUAAAAACAGGAUUUUUUUCCCUUUGCAAAGUAAGCUCAACAACUUUGAGCUGAUCCUCAAAAAAGGGAUCUUUUCCCCUUUACAAAAGAAGCUGCAGAACUGUGAGCUGAUCCCCCAAAAAUGGGGCUUCCCCCCUUUCCUUCUCUAAAAACUAGGUGCGUCUUAUGAUCAGGUGCAUCUUAUGGAGCGAAAACUGCGGCAAUUAUAUUUUAACAGUCUUUCAGGAACAACUCUGUGCCUUCCAUUUUAAAGAAUAAAAAGGCUUUUCUGUCAGUUAUGCAAGGAACUACACCUUCCAUUCUGUUUUCCCCAGAGAGGGCAAUGCCUUUUUGUUAAAUUUAGAAUAUUUAGGGCUUGAUGCCUUUUGGAUGUGCUUGACUAACUACUCUCAUAUGGUAAUGAGCCUUUCUCAAAGCUUAUGUGACAGCGGGUGAUGCCUGAGGAGGACUCUGAGUUUGUUAGGGGAAUUGGAUAAUGAUCAGCCUGGAGAGACUAUGACAAAUGAAUAUAUAUGGAACGUUAUGGGGCAAUUCCCCAUCCUUCCUAGGGUGGCUCAAGCCAGUUUUGGCAGUGCAUCAUGUAGGAUGGUAACUGUACAUCUUAAGCCUGGAGCCAGUCUAACACCAAUAAUGGAAUCCCUGUCUGCUCUAUGUAACUCCUGGUUGAUGUGUUUUGUUGGAAUGGCUGUGAAAUGCAUUCUGAACAGUUGGAAAGAGAGUUAUUUAAUCCUGGCUGAUAAUGGUGAGGGAGAAUAGGAGAAUUAAUGAAGUGGAAAACUGCUCAUGACUUCUUUCCUGUGUGACUAGACCACUGUAAUAAGAUUGCAUUCUUCUUCUUCUUUUAGAUUUACACACCACCCUUCUUCAAAAGAUCUUAGGGCGGUUCACAAAAUAAAAAUACAAGAUAAAAGCACAAAUAAUUAGUUGAAACAGAAACAAAAAAAUCAGUAACCCCCCCUUUCCACAAACACAUUUAAAAGGCUGUAGAAUAUUAAUAAGAAAAUACAUUUUCUUAUGUUUCCACCCUCUGUGGCGGGGGCACACGAAGAAGAGCCUCAGAUGAUGAAUUCAGAGUCUGGGUCAGUUUAUACGGGGAGAGGCAGUCCUUGAGGUAUUGCAGUCCUGAGUCAUUUAGGGCUUUAUAGGUCAAAACCAACACUUGGGCCCAGAAAUGAAUUGGCAGCCAGUGCAGUCAGGCCAGGAUCAGUGUAAUAUGCUCAAACCAACUUGCCCUGGUGAGCAACCUGGCUGCCAAAUUCUGCACCAGCUGCAGACAAAAAUGAAGUGGCUCAUGCUGCAGCCUGGCUGUAAGACUCUUGCUUCUUCCUGAUCACACUUAACAUGCCCAAGUGGUGGCAUUUCUGUGAUCCUGGGGUACUUUAAUCAUACACAGGAAAUGUGUUUAAAUAGUGCAUGACGAUGUGAGAGUUUAAUUACAUCUUUAAAAUUUAAGCGCUACAGUUUCAAUUUAAAAGUAGGUGACGAAUGUUAUAAAAUGUUUUGUCUUUUCAGCUUGCAGUCAGUGGAUUUUGAAGCUGUAGCUGUUACUAUCAAAGAGUUGGUCAGUUAUGCACUGACUGUAAAUUCAAAUAAUCACUUCUGGUUAAUCAUUCAAGCAGAUAUUUAUUUUGGUAAGUUGAAUGAACUUCUUCCUCUCACUCUUUCAUUUGUGUUGCUGGCUGUCUUCACACACACACACACAUAUAUAUCUUGUUAUGUAAGAUAUAAGGAAAGAUUUGGUGAAUAAUAGACUCCUCUGGAAGCAAUGCCUGGAAUCGCAAGUAGGGCGUUCUGUCUCAUGAGUAGUCAUUCUUCUUGGAGAGCAGCUUCAAAAAUAAACAGGUUACCAGCCUGCUUAAAAGGUUUGAUUUGACUGCACACAGGUGGUGGUGUAGUGACAAUAAAGGUUUAUUAUUUAUUAUUAUUAUAAAAGGUUUGUAGCUGCACUUUCAUGCAGAAAGGAAUCUUCUUCCUCCACAGCCAGUACAGAAAUGUAGGCUUACUAGACCAGGCUUCCUAGCAAGCAGGACCUGUGGUCAGGGAUGAUGGGACUUGUAGUCUCAAAAACAUCUGGAGGGCCGAGUUUGAGGAAGCCUGGACUAGACUCUUAACUAAAAAUAUGUUUUUUACCCUUGCUUCCUUAGUUGCCAUAAUAAAUACUAACUACUGCUGUCUUCAGUUAAUCUUACCUACUGCAUGCUGUUUCAAGAGUCAGGAGAAAAAUUGAAAAUGCUUAGUGAAUUAGUGUGGCAUUUACUGCUUGUGUUUUUAUUGCUCUCUCCCCAAUGCAGCAACCAAUCAGUACUCUGCUGCUCUUAACUACUAUCUUCAAGCAGGAGCUGUGUGUUCGGAUUUCUUUACCAAAAUGGUACCGCCAGAUGUAUAUACAGAUCAGGUGAGUUACAUGUCAGCGUACAGGCAAAAGAUGUUCUGCUUCAACAUAAAAUAGGGCUCUGAUUUUCAAAGUUUGAUAACACAAGUUCAGUCGAUGGGUUUCCCUAGGCUCUGAGCAGUUCCAGAGCCAAAGAAAUCUAGUUCUAGGUAAACCAGAAGCCUGUAGAAAUUCAUGUUGAGCAAAAGGAUAAUUGAUAUAGUUGCCAGAUAUAUUUGCUCUGUUACUUUAUUAUUUCUAGCUUCAGCCAAAAAAAGUAGCAGGCUAAGUGCUUUGUUGAGGGGUUAGUUGUAUCUGGAGUAUCCGAUGAUUAUGUCAGAUGAUUGGAUACAUUAUAGACUUACUAAAAAUGGUAUAUCAAUUUCUCUCCAGGUGAUAAAACGAAUGAUAAAAUGUUGUUCUCUGCUCAACUGCCAUACGCAGGUAAGGCAUGUAUCCGCUGUGUACCUAGAAACAAGUCCUACCAAUAUAAGUCUGCUAGAAUAAAAAACAGACUUGUAUAGUAUAAUAUAUAUUGCAGUAUAAUAUAAAUGAAAUAUGAGCCUCCCUUAUCAGGAGUUAGUGACAUAGUUACAUUUUAUCAACUCUCAAUUUUUCUAGGUAGCCAUUUUGUGCCAGUUUCUUAGAGAAGUAGAUUAUAAAACUGCAUUUAAAGCACUUCAGGAGCAAAACAGGUAAGCAAGGUUUUAUAUUUCCACAUACUGUGCAUUUGAAUGCAUUGACAUACAUUAACUAAAGGUUUCUUUCUUAGCCAUGAUGCAAUGGACUCCUAUUAUGACUACAUCUGGGAUAUUACCAUCUUGGAAUACUUGACAUGUAUCCUUUUAUAAAAACAGCCACAUGGGAAGGUUUGAAAACCAGGGUGGCUUAUACUGUUGAAUUGUGCUCACAGAAGGAUCCUUUCCAUCAAAGUAUAUAAACGUCACUUAAUUUUUUUCUGCUGUAUGAUUCCACGAUUCUAUUUUGUUGUAUUUAUGACAUUUUUAAAUGGUUUAUUUUACUAAGAUGAAAAAGAUAAUAAAGCAGAACUUCCAUUCAUAGUAUUUAAUAAUUGUGAGAGGCUAAAGGAUCUGAAAACUGUCUAUAUAAAAGUCCUGCUCAUUGUAUUUCUAGGUUUCCUUAACUGUAUUUCAGACCUUCAUCAUAAGCGAGGAGAGACAGACAAGAAACAAAUAGCAGUAAGUUGCUGUUUAAGUUUCUUUUCUAGACUUAAUAGUACCUCCCUUUUGCUACUCUGUGCUUUCUUCUGUGCAGGCAUUACAUAAACAAUAUGCAUUGCAUAUAAAACAUUGAAAUGAUUCUCAGAACUUGCUUAUUGCCAGUACUAACUUAUGCUGAUGCUUGUUUCAAUACUUAGAUUAAAGCUAUUGGGCAGACUGAGCUGAAUUCCAGUAAUCCGGAAGAAGUGCUACAGCUUGCUGCUCAAAGACGGAAAAAGAAGUUUCUUCAAGCAAUGGCAAAGCUUUACUUUUAG